UCAUCUAAUCGCUGAUUUUAGCAAGUUGCAUGGGAUUGGCUAAAUUGACUAUUCUUUUAGGAUGAGUGAGCAGAUUGCAACCAGUCUAUUUGAAUAUUAGUUAAUCCUGCACCCUCUGACUAACUUCAGAGUGUCGACAUUCUGUCCGUGAGAAGACACGCAAACCCGGGGCAUGAAACUCUGAGCAGCGUUUGGUCCCUAAUGAACGUGUAACUGAAGAUUAAGGAAUCAAAUAUAAAUCAAAACUCUAAAUUAAGUCAUAGAUGAUGAAUGUGAUCCUUUCUUACAAUUUGAAAUAGUCUACAUUGUAUGAUCACUUAAAAUUGGAUUCAGAUUAAAUUCGGAGCUAAAAAAUGAAUAUAAAUAAAUUUUAAUAAAUAACAAAAUUCUUUUCAGAAGCACUAAAAAGGGCUUACAUGCAUUUAACCUAGUUUCAUCAUUGGGCUAAUAGAUGGACUUCUACACUUUCAAAUCUGUGUCUUAUCAAUAUGAUCAAAAUUACUUUGAUCAAUUAUGUAAGAAACUCUGAAAACUGGACUGAUACAGUUUCAAUUUACUAUAACUUCUAUGUCAAGCGGUUUUGACACAAUUUACCUUGUAAUAGCACUAGAUAAAUAAAGAUGAAUUGAAUUGAAUCUGCUCAAAUGUGUACAUGUUAAUGGACCGAACUAAAUCUGAUCUGAUUUAUUUUACAUUUAAUUUGCAUAAAAAUUACAAUGUGUGUAGCCAAUGUUUCCUGUGUCUUUUCAAUUUUCAGCUUUUGAUGAGUUUUUAAGACUUAAUGAAAACUAAUGUUUUAUUUCUUUAUUUCAGACCUAAUUGAAGAGAAUGUGGGGAGUAAAGAGGAGGAACAUCAUGUCAAAAUUGAGGAAAAAACUCAUUUACAGACUGAUGGUAUUUUGAAAAGGAGAGACAAGAAUCGUUUCACCUGCACCUGCACUCAGUGUGGAAAGAGUUUUGAAAGAAAAGGCAAUCUUACGAUUCACAUGAAGAUCCACACUGGAGAGAAACCAUUCACAUGCACUCGGUGUGGGAAGAGUUUCAGCCAAUCAUCAUACCUUAAUCAACACGUGAAAAUCCACACUGGAGAGAAACCAUUCACAUGCACUCAGUGUAGGAAGAGUUUCCUCCGCUCAUCAUCCCUUUAUCUACAUUUGAUGACCCACACUGGAGAGAAACCAUUCACAUGCACUCAGUGUGGAAAGCGUUUCAGCCAGUCUUCAAACCUUAAUAAACAUAUGAUGAUCCACACUGGAGAUAAACCUUUCACAUGCACUCAGUGUGGGAAUUGUUUCAUCCGCUCAUCCCACCUUAAUCAACACAUGAGGAUACACACUGGAGAGAAACCAUUCACAUGCACUCAGUGUGGGAAGCGUUUCAUCCGCUCAUCACACCUUAAUAAACACAUGAGGAUACACACUGGAGAGAAACCAUUCACAUGCACUCAGUGUGGGAAGAGUUUUAACUGCUCAUCACACCUUAAAGAACACAUUAGGGUCCACACUGGGGAGAAACCAUUCACAUGCACUCAGUGUGGGAAGAGUUUCAGCCGAUCAUCAUCCCUUAAUCUACACAUGAGGAUCCAGUGGAGAGAAACCAUUCACUUGCACUUAAGCUGCAGACACACUGGACUUUUCCUCCCAUAGACUUCCAUUCAUGCGCACACGAAAGCAUCAGAUUGGAAACGCAAGUUCAUGCAUCAAGUUUUGCAGUUCACUGCCUUGCAAAGUUCAAGCUUGGUGAACUCUGACCUGCGAAAUUGAAUCACUUGACUGUGUGAGACCAAUCAAAGAUCAAAACAUGAUCUCUCUGGACAGCAAUUUAAAUUAUGGACCAAUCACUCAUUUUUUAUUGUCUAAUCAUCUUGUUUAAUCCCGCCCCUUUUCGCAGUGCCGUACAACAGAAUUCGGUGCUUCGGUGUGGGAUGAGUUUUAGCAACUCCUCAGACCUUAAUAAACACAUGAAGACCCACACUGGAGAGAAACCUUUCACAUGCACUCAGUGUGGGAAGAGUUUCAACCGAUCAGCAAACCGUAAUGAACAAAUGAAGAUCCACACUGGUGUGAGAGUAUAUGUGCUGGAGUGUGAGAAGACUUUUAUUACAGCUCCAAAACUGAAACCGCACCAGACGAUUCACACUGGAGAGAAACCGUACAGAUCUGAUCAGUGUCUACAGAGUUUCACUCAUUCGGCGCAGCUUAAGAAACACAUGGACAAUAAGUUGCACACAUGACAUAAAUGCAGCAAAACAUUUUCUCAUGUGCACAGGAGAUUUCAUGUCUGAAUAAAGUUUGAAAAGGCGUAGUGAUGGUAUACUGUUUUCCAACACUCCUACACUGCAGUAGGUGGGGUUGUAAAUGUGUUGCGCUCCUCGCGUUUACUGUAAACACAAUGAUGGCGGCUGAGUGAAAAACAGUUUCAUAAACCUCUGGCAAACAGCACCUCUGCGGCCUAAAAUCUCUUUGCAAGUGAUUGUACAGGUGCAGAUACAUAUGUACUCUACUCUCCAGUGUAUUCAUGUAGCUAGUGUUGUUUUGGAUGAUGUUCUCUGUCUGACUCCCUUCAAGUUUAGAAAGCUCAUUCAAUUGUCCUGUCUUGCAUAUUUUAUUAGUAAAGUUUCUUUACUUUUAGGUUCAAGAUUCUUUCUACUUUACUACAUUUACUUUUUUGAGUAGAAUACAAACUUGAUGAAUAUUUUAUGAUUUAGGCAGAGCGACAGGUGUUAAGUUUUACAAUAUUAAUACACUGUGAUGAUCCCAAGACUCCAGAUUGGAGUAUGUGGUAAAUUUUGAUUGGAUGCCUGCAUUACUCCUCAAUGGGUAUAUAAAAGUUGUUGUGCUAGUGAAGGAUAGCAUUUUUUAUUGUUAGGCUUUGUUAACAUUUACUAAUAAAUACAGACAUAAAGGGGUUUCUUUUUCUGAGGAGUUAAAUGCCAUAUGUGCAUAAGAGAAGAGUUGAUGGGCUGCUCUCGGCAACCUGCCUGUUAUUGAGCAUGGGUGUAUGUAAAAUGCAGAGAGCUCUGAAAUGUAUGAACUGUGUGUUCGUGCUCUGAAACAUUUGCCUAGUCGACGGUCAAGGCCAACUGUCAAGAGAAGAUACCAAAAAAGGAACAUUUGGUUGCUGAAUGGUCACACUGCCAAGAUGACAUCAUAUAAGUCAAUAAUGUUGAGAUUAGAUAGUGUGUGAAAGUCAUUAUAAAACAUGAAGGAGAGCCCAAAAGAGAGCAGAGCUGAACUGAAAUUACAUCUCUUCUCCGCAGAACUGGUACUCUCCAAAAUAAAACUUCUUAAUUUUCAGCUCAGGUCUCAGGACCAUUUGAGUCCAAUAAUUGGUGACCCGACGACGUGAUAGACUGGAGACUGUCAAAUAGAUGAACGUUUAUUUCUGAUGCCAAAUCCAGAGGCGCCUCUCUAAAGAAAGGUAAGCAGAAACCUUUUUCUAAAAUUCUGCUAUUGAAUAUUCUAAAUAAGUGGAUUUUGGCAUCGGUAAUACGACUGUUCAUUUCUUUGAUACAUUUGAAUUGAAUGCAGGACUGCAUAAAUUAAAACUUAACUAAAAUAGUGUUGAAUAAAAAAAAAGAGAAGAAUGAAUUGUGAUAAGUUGUGAUAGAGAAAGAUAGGGUGAAUCAUUAGAUUUACGGAGAAGUCCUGUUCCCUAAAUAGGCAAAUAAAUUGGAAAUUGUCUGUCUUGACGAAGUCAUUCAUAUUUCCAAUUAUCAGGGUGAAUACAUAAGUAUUUAAAGGAGAAGCCCUUUUCCCUGAGGAGGAAAAACCCUUGAAAAUCCCUCUUAUUCUGACGAGAGUUUGAUAUUUUCAAGUAAAUUUCUCAAGGAUAGCAGGUUUAGUGAAUUGAGAAAUAGGGAGAGUGUAGGGAUAAAAUAACACAAUAAACAAAAUGGAAGGAGAAUUUGAUAUAGAAUGUGAGGAAUAUGAUUGUCCUCCUUUAAGACAACAAUGGGAUAAAAUGGUAGAGAUCUUAGUAGCACAAACGGAUCAAAAAAGAUAGGAAAAAACGGAUAAAAGAACUGGGAGAAUGUACACGCGAAAUUAUUGAACAUUAUGGUACUGAUUGUAUGGACAAAAAGGGAUCUCUGUUUCAGAAAGUGGGAAUAAAAGAGAAAACAGCACAGGAAGCUGUUUUAAGACACAGAAACGAGGAAGUAGGGCUGUUGAACAAGCAAGCCAAUGAAAAGAAAGAAAAAGAGGGAAAUAGUGAGUUGGACGAACAUAGUAAGAGACAAAGUGAAGUAGAUGAAGAGAGCGACAGAGGAAGUGGGACAGAUGAGGAAGAGACAGAAGGACAGUGUAAAGAAGAUGAAAGACAACAAAGUGUAUCAGAGCGAACAUUGGGAUGGUAAAAAAGGAGCAGCAUACAUAAAUAGAUGCUGUCAAAGACUGAGAAGAAGCACGUGAUAAAAACCCAAUGUCUAACCCUGUUACUAAUAGAAUUUUCAGGGCAGCAGUGUUACAAGGAGCUCCUGCUGGUGUGACCCAGACCAUGGAACAGUCUCAUGAGGUACCAGGCAGUGAUGAUGGAAAAGGUAUGUAGACAAAGCAGUAGAGAGAGCGGACAGAGAAGGAAGUGAGUUGUUAAAGAAAAAAAAAGAGAAUUUUGAAACUAUAGCUUGAGAAAGGGAAGUUAGCUAAAAACAGACGCCUCAGCAACAGAUUGGCAGUUGCUAGAGAGGGCCGGAUGGCCUCCCCAUUUCCUGAAGCAGACAACCCAAUCACACUAUUUACGUAGGUGAUGGAACAUUAAAGGCAGGCUUUGCUGUGGUUAAAUUACAGAAUGAUCAAUUAGUCACCAUAAAAUCUGAACCCCUAAUUGGCAAACAAUCUGCACAAAAAGCAGAACUAUUGGCCCUAAUCAAUGCAUUGAGACACUCAAAAGUACAGGCUGUCAACUACUCUGAUUCUGCAUAUGCAGUGUCCACGGCCCACGUGGAGCUGCCUGUGUGGAUCAGAUGUGGAUUCACAACUUCUUCUGGCCGGCCUAUUACUCAUGAGAAAGAAGCAAGAGAGCUCUCUGAAGCCAUAAUGUUGCCAGACAAAGUGGCUAUUAUUAAGUGCACUGGUCAUUCUCAAGGAACUGACCUAAUAUCAAAAGGGAAUAAAGCAGCAGACUUGGCGGCGAAACGUGCCUCAGACUACAUAAAAGGCCAGUUUGUGGUCACAUCUGAGCCAGACGUGAUAUCCCUCCCACCAGAAUUCUCAAGAGAAUUCUUAUCUGAGCAGCAAGACAUGGCUGCUCCUGAGGAAAAGUCUGUGUGGAAAAAUAAAGGGGCAAUCAGACACGAGGAUGGGCUUUGGACAGUACCUGAUGGUAGAGCUUUGCUCCCAGCGUCACUAGUCCCAAGCGUGUUGAAAGAAGCCCACACACAUGCACACUGUGGUGAUAAGCAAAUGUCACGAGCAUUGCAAUCAUGGUGGCAUUCUUUUAUGCCACACCUAAUUUCUGGGUACAUAACGACAUGGGACAUCUGUCAGAUGCACAAUGUCAAACUAACUAUGAAACUACCUCAGGGAUCGUUCCCAUAGGCAAAUGGCCCUGGGGAAGAAGUUAUAAUUGAUUUCACUGACAUGAUUGAAAAGGUAAAUGGUAAAUGAUACUUGCUUGUUAUGAUUGAUGCAUAUACUGGAUGGCCAGAGGCCUUCCCGGUGGGCAAGGAAGACAGCACUGCUGUCAUUAAAUGUCUGAUAAACCCUUACAUCCCACGUCAUGGUUUUCCGAGCCGGGUCAGAUCUGACAACGGCUCACACUUUAAAAAUGAACAUCUGGCUGAUGUGGAAAAGGCAUUGGGUUUAGUACACCAUUUCGGGGCAGUCUAUCACCCACAGUCACAAGGUAAGGUUGAGCGGUUGAAUCUAACAUUGAAAAACAAAUUGGCUAAAAUCUGUGCACAGACUAAAUUGACAUGGUUGGCUGCUCUUCCACUGGCUUUGAUGUCAGUAAGGAGCUCUGUGAGUAGGGCAACAGGAUACACGCCCUUUGAACUGUUGACUGGUCGCCAAUUUCCUGGCCCAUUGACCCCACUACAAUUGGAACCAGUACAACCGUUAUCACACAAAAUUUACUAUGACAAAUUGACUGCUCUAAUUGAAUCUUUUGACAAAAUGUUACCAACUGAUUUUAGGGGACAUAAAUAUCCAGCACCCCUACCUGACCGAACUUAGGACUGGGUGAGGUUGAGAAUCUACAGGCGUAAAUGGAAAGACCCUCGCUGAUCUGCUCCAAUUAAGGUAAUUGCACGCACCUCUCACUGUGUUCGUCUUGCAGGAAAAGGUGACACUUGGUACCAUCUGAGCCAGUGCUGUCCGGCGGACCCACCGUCCAGAUCGUUGGACGACACCAGAGUGGACCUUGCUUCGCAGGUCCAAGAGAGGGAGGAUACCACAGGAGGUGCAGGAGGGAGUGAGGGUACCACAAAAGGAGGUGACACACAAACACAUACAUACGAUAAAAGUUUUCAUCCAUCACAAAGUAACCUACAAACCUUGCAGGUGGUCCACAAAACUGGGGAUUUAUUCACAGCCCCUAAAGGAGAAGCUGUAGCCCAUUGUGUCAGUGCAGACUGUGCAUUUGGAGCGGGCAUAGCGAAAAAUUCAGAGAACGAUAUGGGGUUGACAAGGUAAAGGCCCAGAGGAAAACGAAAGGUGACUGUGCUAUAACUCACGAGGCAGACAGAAUAGUUUUCCACCUGAUCACAAAAACACUUGAUAGAGACCUACCCACAUAUGAGGACUUUGAGAGCAGUCUAAUCUGCAUGAGCACGUGGUGUGACAAAUUACACAUCACCAGUUUGUCAAUACCCUGGCUGGGUUGUGGUUUGGACAAGUUGGAAUUCUAUAGAGUUCUCCACAUUAUUGAAAAGACGUUUAAAGGCCAGAAUAUAACCAUUUCAGUUUAUACGCUAGAAUAAGUUUACUGUGCUUGCUAUUUUUAUUGUAGCUUUGAUAUUGAUUAUAUAUUAUUUGCUGUUAACACAAUUAAACUGUGAAAAAUAAGAUAAAGGAAGGAUCAGAAUUGAAUAAUAAGGAAAACCAGCAUCAAUAAAACAUGAAGGUCAAGUUGUGGGAAAACUGGAAAAUAUUGGGGAUAGUGGGGAUAUUAACACUGAUAAUAGUGGGGACAAUUCUAGGAGUAGGAAAAAGUCAGAACAGGAAUGAAACCUCAACUGUAAAACCAACCAGAGUAAAAAGAUCCCUAGGGGAAGAAAACAGGUGUUCCAAGUAUUAUGGAGGGCUGUCCAUAAAAUAUGUAAAGGGAGAGACGACAUCUUACACAUUUGAUCUAUGUCAGGUAAUUGACUGUGGGGGACACAAUAGUUCGUGGCGAGGAUAUGACGUAUAUGUUUGUUUUGAUCAGACUAUGAAUGCAUGGUGUAACACGAAGGGUAAGGCAGAUAAUAAGUGGUGUAGAGGGUGGGAUCAAGUAGUGGGGUACACAGGGAAAUGGACGCCAAACCCAACAUGGUUAGGGAUUUUUAAAAAGGAGUGGAGACAACUGAAAAUACAAUGGGAUUAUAGUCCUACCCAGAACCCUAUUACUAUGUCCAUAGGGGAGUGGACAGGAUACCCCCUAGAUGAGACCCAUUAUGCUGGGAAAAACAAUCCGCCUAAGUUUCUUCAUAUACUAUUAGGAGUCGAGAUAUCAGGAACUGACCCCCUGGGAAUCAUAGAAGUUGAGUUUUUAGACAGGGUCAAUGUAAUAGAUAGAAACAAGACAACGACUAUAGGACCCCCAAUCAGAGAUCAUAGUAGAGAAAUUAAAGGUCGAAGGGUUGUAAUACAAAUGGAUUAUACCAAAUUAACCCCUGAGGAUAUACUAGAGAAAGCCACAGGAUACGGGGAGGACUAUAUUAUUACUGUGGAGGAAAAAGAUUGUUUGUAAGAAUAAAAGGGAAAACUACGGAAGGUAUAUGUGCAAUGGUUAGGUUGGCAGCACCAGUAACACUGAUUGACAAGAGACAUAAGGGAAGGAGUGGAAGUACAGCUAAAAGAAAAAGGGACGCAACGU
Messenger RNA from Danio aesculapii, 8016 nucleotides. Its product is annotated as gastrula zinc finger protein XlCGF8.2DB-like. Gene Ontology annotation, biological process: regulation of transcription by RNA polymerase II. NCBI's taxonomy places the organism in Eukaryota, Metazoa, Chordata, Actinopteri, Cypriniformes, Danionidae. The record is from RefSeq and is a predicted model, not a curated record. Gene Ontology annotation, molecular function: RNA polymerase II cis-regulatory region sequence-specific DNA binding; DNA-binding transcription factor activity. The coding region runs from base 792 to 1646 and encodes 284 amino acids. The transcript has a single exon.